CGCGCAGCUGACGGAGGCUGGAGUGCUGGAGCGCUGGGCGGUCCGACUACCUGACUGGCUGGCCUGGGCGUCGGGGCUGUCGCUUUCGGACUGCCUGUCAGAGGCGGCAAGUUGCCCCUCUCCAGCUGCCCGCAGUUAGCGCGUGUGCCCGAGAACCCGGGGACCGCGAGCUGGGUUUGCUUAGAGAGGACGCGGGCCCGCUCCGCUCAGGCCACGGGCGUCCCGGGCCGCUCCGCUGUCGCUGGAGAACGGCGGGGCUUGGCAGCUAGAAAAGCAGGCCAGAGCCUUCCAGGGCCCGGGGCCCAGGGAUCCGAGGAGGAUGAGCUGGCUCUUUCCCUUGAGCAAGAGCGCCUCCUCCUCCGUGGCUGGGUCUCCCAGUGGCCUCACCAGCCUCCAGCAGCAGAAGCAGCGUCUGAUCGAGUCCCUCCGGAACUCACACUCCAGUAUAGCUGAAAUACAGAAAGAUGUGGAAUACAGAUUGCCAUUCACUGUAAAUAACCUGACAAUUAACAUUAAUAUAUUACUUCCUCCACAAUUUCCUCAAGAAAAGCCAGUGAUCAGCGUUUACCCACCAAUACGACAUCACUUAAUGGAUAAACAAGGAAUAUAUGUUACCUCUCCUUUAGUAAACAAUUUUACAAUGCACUCAGAUCUUGGAAAAAUUAUUCAGAGUUUGUUAGAUGAGUUUUGGAAGAAUCCUCCAGUUUUAGCUCCUACUUCAACAGCAUUUCCAUACCUGUACAGUAACCCAAGCGGAAUGCCUCCUUAUUCUUCUCAGGGUUUUCCAUUUCUUCCUUCAUAUCCUCCACAAGAAGCCAACAGGAAUAUUUCUUCUUUAUCUGUUGCUGACACCGUUUCUUCUUCAACAACAAGUUAUACAACAGCCAAACCUGCCGCACCUUCAUUUGGCAUCCUUUCAAAUCUGCCAUUACCUGUUCCUACAGCAGACACUUCUACACCGAUAAGCCAGAAUGGUUUUGGUUACAAGAUGCCAGAAGUCCCUGAAGCAUUUCCUGAACUCUCAGAACUAAGUGUGUCUCAACUAACAGAUAUGAAUGAACAAGAGGAGAUCUUACUAGAACAGUUUCUGACUUUGCCUCAACUAAAACAAAUUAUUAACGACAAGGAUGACUUAGUAAAAAGUAUUGAGGAACUAGCAAGAAAAAAUCUCCUUUUGGAGCCCAGCUUGGAAGCCAAAAGGCAAACUGUUUUAGAGAAGUAUGAAUUGCUUACACAAAUGAAAUCUACUUUUGAAAAGAAGAUGCAAAGACAGCAUGAACUUAGUGAGAGCUGUAGUGCAAGUGCCCUUCAGGCAAGAUUGAAAGUAGCUGCACAUGAAGCUGAAGAAGAAUCUGAUAAUAUUGCUGAAGAUUUCUUGGAGGGAAAAACUGAAAUAGAUGAUUUUCUCAGUAGCUUCAUGGAAAAGAGAACAAUUUGCCACUGUAGAAGAGCCAAAGAAGAGAAACUUCAACAGGUGAUAGCAAUGCACAGCCAAUUUCAUGCUCCUCUAUAGAUCUUCCUGAAAACAUGAACUGCCAAGACAGGAAUGGGACACAAAACUAAGCACAUUGUUUUAUAUUUUUGACUUGCAAAUUGACAUUUCAUCAACAGUGGCUAAAUCCACAGAUAUACCAUAUUGAUUGUAUACAGAACUGAAACUGAUUUUGUACAGACUAAAAUGAUUGCUCUGAUCUUUGACAAAAUUUUCUGCACUGUUUGCACUAAAACAUUUAUUUAUUGUACAUAAGUCCUAUCAUAUUUAAGUUCCAGUACUGUCCCUUUUAUUGAUUAAAUGCCUAUGCAUAUAAUUCUAGGUAGUUUUCAAUAUUUUAUAAAACUACUUAAGUUUGUAGUUUUAAUUUGAAGCUGACCCAUUUCUUUUUUCCUCACAACUUUUUUGAAAAACUAUUUUCAACUGUGGAAAGUUCCUAUUUUUCUUUUCUGGAUAAAAUUUUCAAAAGCAGUUUGCUUUAAAUAAUCAUAGUGUCAGGAAACAUCAAACCUGUCAGUGUACCAUUUCAAGAAAGUAACUUUUAAUAUUUACAAUAAAUCAAAAAAUAAACCAGCUUCUCCUAUAUACUUUAUUUUUAAAACUAAAGUUGGAUUUAAGAAGCAAUACGGGUAAAUUUUUUUUUACCUAUGAGAAAAAAAACUGCCUUUAACCUAAACCAGUCCAACACAAACUUUUUUUAAAAAUAAGCACCUACUGUUUUUGUGGUUGGAUAAGGAUAUGCUUUAAGUUCCUAAUUUAGAAAAACUUAAAUCUUUAUUAAUAAAUAACAAAUAUAGACACGAAGAAGUCAGUGACUUUUUUUUUUGACCCUAACUGUGAGUUAGAUAUUCUUUAAGAAAAAAGAUACAGCAAUAAGUAAAGUUACUGUUAAACUUUUAGGCAAUUCUAAUUUUUAAUAAAUUUUUCUCUUUAACUAUUCUGAGUUCAGCAGCUUGCUUCCAAAAUAUGUUACAAAAUGAACACAUUUCAUGGAUAGCCCUAAAAACUCAUAAGAAAAAAUCAUAUGUGAGUCAUGUAAGAUAGUAUUUAAAUCACAAAAAUAACCCUAUGAGUAUUUUUCUUUAAAUUUCAUUUCAGUACCAGCAAAUGGUAUGCAUUUUAUUUUCUCUGACACAUUUGACAAUAGUUUUAUAAAAAACGAAAUUAAGAUCCUAGAAUUAAAAAAUCCUGAAUACUUAAUCUAUAUUUUUAGGAGGCAAGUAUUCACAUGGAAUAUAAAUAAAAUACUGGAUAUAGAAAACAAUUUUUAUUAAUUGCUUUGCUUUCUUGCUCUGCAUAAGGGCCUGCUGUUUAGUCUUCACAGUGACCACAUGAAGAAGGUACAAUUAUUAUUCCUGACUGAUCAAUAACUGAGGUAAAUUUUUGGUAAUCAGAAACCUUUCCUUACUGUACUGUCAGAGCUUAAAACAGUCCCAACGUUUUGUGGAGUUCGGUAACUUUCUUAGAUACCAUGCAUAUCCCAUUACAAGAGACUAGCAAACCACAACCUUUCUUUAUAGCAUCAAUUUUUUUGAUCUCCUGAUUUUAUCAAAUAUCUUUUAAAGAAUUAGGUGUUGUAGAAGCUACAUAAAGACAACUAAAAUACCAUCUAGAUGCUUAUCCAUCUUACCCUCCACUGCUACUUUUCCCUACUCCACCCAAAAAUUUUCUCAGUUAAUUUCUUGUCCAUAAUCAUAUAAUUCAUCUCAAUGUUUUUUACUCUUUAAACUUAAGACUUUGCCACUUCAUCUUAUACCACUUAACAGCUUAGUUUUUCCUUCAAAAUUAAUUUAUUUGAUAACCUCCUUACAACCUGGUCAUUAAGUAAAGAAGUUUGAUAAUAGACUGCAUUUAAUAAAUAGACCAUUUGGAGAUAGGUUAUGAAAACUGCCUGUGUGAAUUUGGGUUCUGAUAUUGCAGUAGACAAUGAUUUUUGUAAUUUUAUGGCUGUAUAUUUUUUGUCAUAAAAAUUGGCUGUUUUGGAAAAGCAGUGCCAAAAGAAGAAAGAAAUAUAUAUCAAAUUAAUGUUCUAAUUUUACUUUAAUGUACAACAAUAAUGGAUAGAAAUCUGAAUCCUAGCAGAAAUCUUAGGAGUUUUAACAGAUUGUGUAAGGGUGGGUUUUAUCAUUGGGUAUAGAUUAAAAACUAGUAUUUCAAAAUAGGAGUUUUAAAGUCAAUGAUAUUUACUAUAGAUACCCAUUUCAAAGUUGAAUGAAAUUCCUAGGAAUAAAUUGAGACUGGGUAAUUUAUAUCAGAAUAGAAGAUGUCUGACAAGAACAUUUAAUCAUAAUUCAUAUGAGCUUAAAUGAAAGGUGGUUCAGAUUCAUUUUUAGAGAAUUAUUUAACAAAAAUUUAUUUCAGGAUUUCCUCUCAUUCAUGUAUUCUAUAAGGAAUUCAAUGAUUGGUUUUCCAACUCAUGAUCAAAAUACUUGCACAUCAAUAAUUAAUAAAAUACUUGAGCUCUACAUAUUACUAGUUGGGAAGUAAUAUGGAAUAAAUCAAUUUAAAGUUACCUGAAGGCAAUAAGUUUUUGGCCACUGCCCUAACUUAAAUACUUCCUUAUGAAUAAGUGAAAAUGUAGUUUUAGAAAUUUGUCUUAUUGAAUUGGCCAUGUUCUUUCCAAGGCUCUGUGAAAGCACAAUAAAAUUUAUAGGAAUGAUA
Messenger RNA from Oryctolagus cuniculus (rabbit), 4153 nucleotides. It is a transcript of the gene VPS37A, whose product is annotated as VPS37A subunit of ESCRT-I. Lineage: Eukaryota; Metazoa; Chordata; Mammalia; Lagomorpha; Leporidae. Gene Ontology annotation, cellular component: ESCRT I complex. Gene Ontology annotation, biological process: protein targeting to vacuole; protein targeting to membrane; ubiquitin-dependent protein catabolic process via the multivesicular body sorting pathway. The record is from RefSeq and is a predicted model, not a curated record.